Molecule: messenger RNA, 615 nt
Organism: Rhodotorula graminis WP1
Lineage: Eukaryota; Fungi; Basidiomycota; Microbotryomycetes; Sporidiobolales; Sporidiobolaceae
Exons: 9
Coding region: 1-615 (204 amino acids)
Biological process (GO): Rho protein signal transduction
Cellular component (GO): cytoplasm; membrane; cytosol
Molecular function (GO): Rho GDP-dissociation inhibitor activity; protein binding
Source: RefSeq, a predicted model, not a curated record
AUGUCCGGCCACGCACAAGAACCCAGCUCUGUCCCCGAGGACGACCUCGCACCGACCGAGACCACCGGCUACAAGGUCGGCCAGCAGAAGACCCUCGAGGAGCUCGCUCGCCUCGACGCCGAGGACGAUUCGCUCGCACGGUGGAAGGCCUCGCUCGGCAUCAACCCGGCCGCGUCGGCCUCGACCUCGGGCUCGGGCCCCAACGUCGAGAUCCUGUCCUUAUCGCUCACGGCCCCGUCGAGGCCACAGCCCAUCGUGUUCGACCUCACCGACCCGGCAAAGGUCAAGAGCCUCAAGAGCAGUCCUGUCGUCAUCAAGGAGGGCGUCGACUACAGCGUCGAGCUCAAGUUCAAGGUCAACCACGGCCUCGUGUCGGGCCUCAAGUACCUGCAGGUCGUCCGCCGCAUGGGCGCAAACUUGGACAAGCUCGAGGAGAUGAUUGGGAGCUACGGGCCGUCGCCCGAGCCGGUCGUCAAGAAGCUCGUCGCCGAAGAAUCGCCCUCGGGCAUGAUCGCUCGCAGCGGCUCCUACACGGUCCGGAGCCGCGUCAUCGACGACGAUAAGCACGUCCACUGCGACUUUGAGUGGGUCUUCAAGCUCGCCAAGGAGUGGUAG